This is a messenger RNA of Micromonas commoda, 2555 nucleotides long. RefSeq lists its product with no specific name. The record is from RefSeq and is a predicted model, not a curated record. The transcript has a single exon. The coding region runs from base 1 to 2484 and encodes 827 amino acids. NCBI's taxonomy places the organism in Eukaryota, Viridiplantae, Chlorophyta, Mamiellophyceae, Mamiellales, Mamiellaceae.
AUGAGUAAGGAGGGCGACCAGUCGUCUUCGGGAUGGGGAUGGGGUUCCGACUGGGGCGUGGGGAACCUGGACAUUACCUCCACCCUGAACUCCAUCGACGUCACGUCCCAACUGAAUGCGGUGAUGGAGAGCGCGCAAUCGAUCGAUAUUUCCUCCACGGUGAACUCGCUGUCGGAGCAGGCCAGCACCAUGGUCAGGGAGAUGGAGGAGACGGUGGAGCGGGAGUACAAAGCGAUGGAAGCCAACGAGGUCGCGAUGGCGGCAGCGGGCGCGGCUACGGUGGGUGCCACCGUCGCGGCGGCGGCGUCCCCCAAAUCCUCGGAAGACGUGGGCCUGGGCUGGAAGACGGGAGACGCGGCCGACGAGCCGAAGGACGAGGCUGAGACCGUCGCCCCGGGGUCUCCCACCUUUCCUGCAGCUCCCGUGGACGUGCCGGAAAAGGGCGGAAAGCGCGACGGGGAUAAAAUCGCGACCCCGCCGGCCCCGACACCGGCACCCGGAUUCCCAAAAGACGAUGCGAAGGGUAGGGAUGACGCCGACGCGGCCGGCGCGCAGGUCGCCAAAGAGGAGAUCGUCCCGAAGGAGGCGCGGAUGGACGAGGCGUCAAGCGACGAGCCCGCCCCCGCCGAGGACGCGGACGGGCCCGCCCCCGCCGAGGACGCGGACGAGCCCGCCCCCGCCGAGGACGUGGCUCCGCCCCGAUCCCAUCCAAUUCCGCCGGAGCCCAAGCCGAGCGCCGCGCCACCGACGGAGUCCGAUUCCCUCGCCGCGCGGAUCGAGGCGCUGGAGGCUGAGUUGGCGGUCACGCGCGAGACCCUGAACGCCCGCGAGGCGCAGCUGCUCAAAAGUGCCUCGAAGGCUACCGCAGCGGCCGAGCUGGAGCUGGCGCUAAAUGAACUUCGAGAUAAGCUCGCCGCUGCGGAGCACGCGACAGGGCAGGCCAUUAAGGAGCGCGACCAGUGGAAAAGACAGUACGAGAAGAGCGGAGACAACGCCAUGUUGCUCAAGGAAAAGGACGCGAUCAUUCAGGAGGUCAUGGAGGAGGGCGAGAACCUUUCAAAGAAACAGAUGGAGAUGGAGAUGCGCCUCCGCGAGCGGGCAAAGGAGAUCAAGGACCUGAAGGAGAAGCAGGCUGACCUCGUGGAGCAGGCUGUCGCGGCCAAGCGGACCGAGUUCCAGGCAGACCUCAAGUCUGCGAUGGCGAGGGCAGCCAAGGAACUGGAUGAGCAGAAGUCGUACUACAUUCAGCAGCUGACCAGCGCCAAGACUGCGGCGGCGGCGGCGGAGGCGGCGACCGACUCGGCGGCGCGCCAGACUCUCGGGAAACAACUCAAGGAGGCCGAGGAGUCCAUCGAGUCCCUCAAAGAGCAAGUCGAGGGGCUCCAGCAGGCGCUCACGCGGGCAUCCGAGAAGGCCGCGGCCAGGGAAGAGCGCCUGGCGGAGGACCUGAGGGACGCCGAGCAGAGGUUGCAAGAAUCCGACGCUCGGCACGAGGAACUGGCGCAGCGCCUUCCCGAGAGCACCCGCCCCCUGCUUCGUCAGAUCGAGACCAUGAGGGCGCAGGAGAGCGAGCGCGCCGAGGCGUGGUCGGGGGCAGAGCGUGCCAUGCUCGCGCGCGUGGCCGCGGCCGAGGAAGCGACGGAGGUUGCGACGGCGGCACAGCUGGCGGCGGCGGAGGACGCCGCCGACGCCAAAUCCCGGGUACACGACGCCGAGGCGGCUGCGAACCGAGCGAGGGCCGAGGCGGACGCCGCGAGGAAGAGGCUCCAAGAACGCGAGGAGCAACUGUCGGAGGAACGCACCAGGGUCGAGGCGGCGACGGAGGCAGCCGCCGCGCAGGAAGGGAAGCUUCGCGCGCUGGAGGACCAGGCUAGGGAACGCGAGGGCCGACUGAAGCAGCAACUCGCCGAGGAGCGGGGCCGGCUGGAGGCGGCCAAGGCGGCGUGGGAGCGCGAGAGGCUCGAGCUCGAGUCCAGCCUCGCCGAGGUCAAAGACAAGCUCACGGACGCGACGAAAAAACUGGAGGAGCGCGAGGAGGAGGUCAGGGCGGCGAACAGGGCGAAAACUUCCGGGGAUGGCGUCCGGGACACCGUUCAGGCGGCGCUGGACCGAGCCGCGCGGAGCGUCAACACCGCCGGUUCGGGCGGGGCGGAGCUCGCCGUGAUGCGAGCCACCGAGGAGCUCCAGCGCCAGAUCAGGAGCAAAGAGGUGGAGAUUACGAUCGUUCAGGACAGGGUGAAGCAGCUCGAGGCGUCCGAGCGCGCGUUGUCGGACGAACUCGUGCGACAGACCCAGCUCAUGGACGAAGCCGGCGACCCCAGGCAGCUGAGGGCGGAGCUUCAGGAGCUGGAGGGGAGGCACAUCGACGCGCUCGAACUGAUGGGGGAGACGAGCGAGGAAAAUGAGGAACUCAAGGAUAGGGUGCAGGGUCUGCGAAUGGAGGUGGACAGGCUAACGGAGCAACUCGCCGCUGCCAUGGCGUAGACAGGUGCAAGGGGUUCGUUCUGCCGACGCCCGCCAGUUUAUCAAAUUCUAAGGUCUAUUGCGAUCCAAAA